Molecule: messenger RNA, 985 nt
Organism: Pelagomonas calceolata
Lineage: Eukaryota; Pelagophyceae; Pelagomonadales; Pelagomonadaceae
Source: the annotation of a GenBank genome assembly
AUGCGCCACGCGACGCUCCUCGCGUUAGCGGUCGCCGCGGAAGCGACACUCAACGUAACCCUCACGAACAAUUUAGUCGGCGUGACCACGGUGCGCGUGAAUGGCGCCGGCCUCCGCGUCGAGGCGACCCUGACCGCGGACGCCACUCUAUUUCACGCCCGCUACCGUGAGGUCCACAUCGCGGACGGCAGAACAACCAUCACGCGGCGAACCCCGCGCCCGCACCACGCCGGGACCGCUUCUGGUGAAGCGGACGGCGAAUUUUUUGCGGACGGCCGCGCGACCGCGACCAUAGAACAAGGCCGCGUGAAAUCGUUAGUGGUACGAUUACCAGGAAAGCAUGUUGAAAUUCACGAAGAAGAUGGCACCUACGAACGCGUGCACGCUCCCUCCAAUGAUUACGUCUGGGCCGAACCGAAGACCUUUUCGGCCUGGCCUGGACGGGGGGCAUGUGCGACGCCCUUGGGAGGUCUUCGGCCGUAGAACAGUCGGCCUUCUCCUCAAAAGCCUUUGUUGGGACCAUCGUGGCCCACGAGCUCGGCCAUAACUUAGGGAUGCCCCACGACGCCGGAGGGAAAUAUUUGAUGGCUCCCAGGAGUUGGAAAGGGCUCGAGUGGCCUCUCUGAACGAGGCGCAGCGCCAGGCGACGGGCACGUCGUUCUCGCGGCGCGAGAUCCAGGAGCUCGAGGCGGCUAGAAGGGCGUCCCUGGCCGCGGACGCCGACCGCCAGCGGCGCUACGCGCAACGGCGCGAGGCCGCGCGCCGCCGGGAAAGGGAUGACACGGCGGCCGCGCUGGCGCUGUCACGCGUCACGUCCGGCCAGUCGACGUCGCGGUCGGUGCGCCGCCCGCCCCCCUACUCCGCCGCCGCGCCGCCGCCGCCGCCGCCGCCGCCGCCGAACCCGUUCCGGGCGACGCCAUCAUCAUCACGCGGGGAGUCGUCGUAUGCCCGGCGCGAGCGGUUGUCGCGGCAGAUGGACUUGUAG